AUGAAGGCUGGCCUUCUUUGGGUCGCCACCUUGGCUGCCGCGACUGCGCACCCGCCUCGCCUUCACGUGCAUGCAGCACAGCAGCGACAGGAGGCGGAUGUGGUCACUGCGGUGGAUGUUGUGACGAAUAUCGCGGCUGUUGUCUAUGUUGAUGGCAAGGGAGAGCCAGUCUCCACUUCCUACGAGACCCAGUCCAGCUCGUCAACUUCUACGACCCAUGUGCCGGCGGCUGCUACAGCAACCACUUCUUCGUCAGCAGCGCCUGCACCAACGAGCAGCAGUAGCUCGCCACCGCCUGCACCACCAGUACCCUCAUCAAGUGCACCCAGCACUUCCAACCCUCCACCAGCGGCACCAUCAGCUCCAGCACCAUCAUCCCCAUCCGCGCCAUCAUCCUCUGCAGCAUCAUCAAGCUCCUCAGCUGCUCCAGCAAACUCUGGUUCCGCCGCAUCUGGAUAUUCUAUCGCAUAUUCACCAUAUAACGGCGAUGGCUCAUGCAAAACUCAGGACCAGGUAAUCAAGGAUUUCACUCAGAUUUCUGGAUACAGUAUGGUCAGAAUCUACGGAACAGAUUGCCAGCAGACUACGACAGUCGGUAAUGCGGCCGCUGCCAAGGGCAUGAAGCUCAUGGCUGGUGUCUACGAUGUCACUCAAGUCAGCACAGAAGUACAGCAUAUAAUCGACGCCGCGAAUGGCAACUUUGACCACAUCGAUACAGUCGCCAUCGGCAACGAGGGGGUGAACAGCGGCCGCUUCAGCGUAGACCAAGUCGUCAGCGCCAUCGGGACAGCUCGCAGUAUGCUUCAAGCGAAAGGCUACAAGGGCAAGGUAGUAACUGUCGACACCUUCGUCGCCAUCAUCGCAAAUUCGCAACUCUGCCAAGCAUCCGACUACGCCGCAGCCAAUUGCCACGCUUUUUUCGACGGCGGUGUGACCGCCCAAGAUGCUGGUAAAUUUGUCCUCGGCCAGGCACAACGUGUCUCGCAAGCCUGUGGUGGCAAGGACACCAUGAUCACGGAAACCGGCUGGCCAUCGCAAGGCCAAGCAAAUAAGCUGGCUGUGCCGAGUCCGGAGAAUCAGGCCGCUGCUAUUGCUUCGAUUCAGAGCGCUUUCUCGAACAAUGUCGUCUUGUUCUCGGCCUUCAACGACUACUGGAAGCAGAAUAAUGCGGGUACUUUUGGAGCUGAGCAGUAUUGGGGUAUCCAUGGGAACGCGCCGUAG
This is a messenger RNA of Recurvomyces mirabilis, 1221 nucleotides long. It is a transcript of the gene MP65, whose product is annotated as Cell surface mannoprotein mp65. The transcript has a single exon. Gene Ontology annotation, molecular function: glucan endo-1,3-beta-D-glucosidase activity. Gene Ontology annotation, biological process: cell wall organization. Gene Ontology annotation, cellular component: fungal-type cell wall; extracellular region; cell surface. Bases 1 to 1221 code for a protein of 406 amino acids. NCBI's taxonomy places the organism in Eukaryota, Fungi, Ascomycota, Dothideomycetes, Mycosphaerellales, Teratosphaeriaceae. The record is from RefSeq and is a predicted model, not a curated record.